GUUUUAAAAAGAGACUUAAAAUGAGACAGUGAGGAAAUUUCAAACUGUCAAUCUGUAAAAGCAACUGAUUUAAAAUAAAUGUAGAAAAAUAAACAAGUUAGUGACAUAAAUGUAUGUAUUGCAUAUUUUUGUUUGGUCGUGUUUAACGUUAUGUGUACUAAUCCUUUUAUUCGCGACCACGUGACCAACCCAAUGGGUUUUUUGGGGUUGCCGUGCACGCGCUCCAUCUUCCCCCUUGAGAAUCGUUGGAGAGAGAGCGGGAGCGCGCGUCAGAAUUCAACAGCUGCACAGUGAGGACUCGCCAAGUAGAACAAAUAUGAUUUCAAACAAUUGAAUAGGUUCCUAAUAAUCCGGACAGUGUGUACAGUGCACCACCUUAAGAGGACAAUGCCGACUCAUUCGUUGCAACCGUUUGUGGAAAGCCCUGAUGGACUUGCCCAAGAUAUCCUUAUUAGUAACAAUGCAAGCAUCCCAGGGCCUGUCUCUAGCAUGACGCCACACACCACCUACUCAGAAAAAGCUGUGUCGCAAUCUGGAGGAAGUGUAUCUUGCAUGUUCUGUGAUCAGGCUUUCACUCAUCAGGAUGAGCUAGGACCCCAUGUAUUAACCCAGCACCCCACCACUUUCUUUGAACCAGCAGUGCUUAGAAUUGAAGCAGAGUUCAGGAUCCCAGGAGAGAGACCCAGGCCCAAACCAGGCAGCCUACCUAUUGAGGAAGAAGAGGAGGUUCACAGCUGUAUUGUGUGUGGUCAGGUGUCACAAGAUGCUAGUGAGCUGGAGGCACACAUGAGGAAGCAUAAGGACUACUUUACCUACUGCUGUAAUGUCUGUGGACGGCGGUUUAGAGAGCCAUGGUUCCUCAAGAACCACAUGAAGAUGCAUGUAAAACCAGGAGCAAAGAGCAAGACCCAGCAAGACCUUGAAAUCCCCAUCACAGUCAAUGGUAUCGUCCAAGAGUCUGUUCCUGAACCUGUAGUCACUGUUUACAAAAUGUGCAUGGUUUGUGGCUUUUUCUUCCCCGACCACGACAGUUUGGCUGAACACAGCAAAGUACACAACAGAGAGGUGGAGCCUGACAAAGGUAAAGACGAGGAGAAAAUGGAUGGCACUACUGAAUCCCUUGACAAACAGGAAACAUUUCUUCACAGUCUAAACCUUAUGCCUCGCUCUUCAGGAAAUAGUUUGCAGCAUGAAAGAUCAUCAAAAUGGAUUCCCCAGCUGGAUCCCUUCAACACAUACCAGGCCUGGCAACUUGCUACAAAGGGCAAGAUAGCAGUCGGUCCUAAUAAUAUUAAAGAUAUUGGCCAGGAAGCCAGCACAGACAACGAAGAAUGUGGCUCCGAUAAGGAGGAGCUGAAUAAUAUUUGGUCUGAAGGCCAAGGAGACAAAGCUACAAAAGAGGUCCUUGGGAGAGAGCUCAGGUCUCAGCAGCAGGCUGCAGCGCCGCAGCGGAGGUCUCUGAUGCAAAAAGAUAAGCACAAAGAAAGGCCAACCACUUGUGAGGAAUGUCAGAGAACCUUCAGGACAUACCAUCAGUUAGUUCUCCAUUCCAGAGUCCACAAGCGCGAGAGAGGUGGUGAAGAGAGUCCAACUUCCUCUGUUGAUGGGAAGUCGAGGACAGGUUCAGUUGAUCCUGCAGAUGAUGGCUGUGAGGAGGGCUUUGAGGAAGCAGCACUGGCAGAAAACCUGGGUCCAGGUGAAGAGGCUUUUGAUCGAUCAAAAGUCAGAUCAAAAGGAUGCAGUUACUGUGGCAAAUCAUUCCGAUCAAGCUAUUACCUCACAGUUCAUCUGAGGACUCACACAGGUGAAAAACCAUUCAAGUGUGCUUACUGUGAUUAUGCUGCAGCUCAGAAGACUUCACUAAAAUAUCACCUGGAUCGACGUCACAAGGACAAACCUUACGUGGACAUCCCUAGCAGACCCGUGCCUUUUGUGCCCUCUCCCAACGAUAAAAAAGAUGGAAAUGACAAUGAAAACACUGCUUUGAACAAAUCCAAACUCUGGGUUCCUGGAGCCAGAUUGUGCACCAAUGGAACGCCAGAGGACAGAUUUGAUAGCAUAGGUAGCAAGCUUGGCAAACCACUCGCCCAGAUCAAUGCUGAGUAUGAAAAAUUAAUUGCUAAGUCUGCUUACUCCCCGACUGAUGAUGUGGUCAUAAAAUGCCCCGUACCUGUUAACCUGAAGAUGGAAAGGAAGGAGAUAAAAGACGAGAACUCUGAGGCCCCAUUAAAUCUCUCCUUAAAAGUGUCUAUCUCCAUCCCUGCCAGUGCCGAACCCAGAAAUGCAUUAAUUCCGAUUGCCUGUUCGUUUUGUGCAUAUAAAACCAUGUACCCAGAGGUUCUGAUGAUGCACAAAAAGCUCACUCAUAAAGACAAGUCAGACAGCACAAAAAAGAAUGGAUUCGGCAGUGGGAAACAAAAACGUUUCACAGGUUGCCCCCCUGCGCUUGAUGGGAAAGAUGUCGCGCCCCUUCCUACGAUUGACCGGCGCCACCCUCGUCGAACCAAGUCCCCACCCCCUCAACCAACAAAACCACAAGAAAAGACCCCUAUUAACCCACCUCCCGCUCCCAAGCGAUCCCCUGUCCAUGAUGUCGUCCAGGAGACGCAGCGUCACACACAAAAUAUUGACACACAUCCCAGUCAGGAAUCUUCCAGGUAUACAGAGCUCAUGAGGAAAUCCAACACAGGCAGCUUGUAUGCCAUGGAGCGACCACCCCCCCCGGAGAGAGUGGGAAUUGGUGAGAGGAGUUACCCAGCGAGAAACGGUGUCAUUUGGCACUCUGAUGCUGCCAGGCUGUGCCUGUCGAGCCGAUUUGGGAGCCUCCCCCAGAUGGAUUUCGGUGAACCCUCCAGCAAGAGAUUAAAGUAUGGGGUACCAACGGGCAGGGAAGCUGAUGUCGGCGAGAAGCCUGGCUUUAGAGUACCAACAGGGAACGUGUCCAACAGGGUGCUUGUUUCAGGGAGAAGUGUGAAUAGCACAUCACAGAUAUCUAGUCCAUCCACAGUUUCUGAGAGUUUGGGUUCUUUGAAGACGACAUCUUCAGCUAUUGGAGGAGGCUUGGACACUGAGUGGGGCAUGAUGAACCUCCUGCGCUCCUACACACCCAAUGACCUGGCAUCGCUCUAUCACAGCACAGCAGCCAACCCCAGCCAUGGAGGACUGGGCAACCCAAGAGCAGGGGGCAGAACUGUGCUGUACCAACACUUACCUACUCUGCCCAACCUUCAGAGGAGAGACCCCUCAGGCCCUUUCCCUAAUCAACGCUAUGGGACCACUGACAAAAGUACCUAAAGUGGCACUGAGGUAAAAGGUUGGAAGAUAUUUUUGAAGUACAUACAAUAAGAACUUCCUUUUUUUCUGAGUUUCAAACCCUGACCAGAAUAAUUUACCUGGUACUUGAUAUAAAUGAAUCAAGUCAUAUUUGAAAAUAUAAAGUAUAUUUUUUCUUCUCUCCAGAUUUGAACUGUACUGCUCCCUUAUUUUGAUGAACUUCUUCAAAAAAAUUGUGUCUAGGCUUCCCUAAUUUCAUAUUUUUUUCAAUAGAUGAAAAUUGUGUUGCAUAGACAUUUCCUGGCUGAGGCCUUUAGUAUACAUUUGUUUUUUCAUGAAAAAGUGCAGAUCAUAUCAAUUUGAAGGUGCUAUUCCACCUGGGUGCACUGUGGUAUUUGUUUCCAUUCAAAACCGUCGCUUAAUGUAUAUUUGACCCAAACUUAUGUUCAGAUAUCUGUAAGUGUCUAUGACAUAACAGUAAACUUUGUAUGUGGGAUAACAUAAAUAUAUCUGUAAGCUUUCAGUACAUAAAAUGAUAUAAAGUAAAAACCAGAAAGUAAUUUGUGUGGAAAAUUGCUGCUCUGUUCACUUCCUGUUUAUGUCCAGGCGGUAAUUAAGCACUGUUCUAUUUUUUUUUUCUCUUUCCAAGGCACUGAAGGGUGGGGCUUUUCUGUUUUAUAACUUGACGGCUUCGGCCCAGUGGUUUACAAACAGGCCACUGUUACUAGUCCUGUGUAUGUUGAAGUGGUCUACCUCAUGUUGUGCUCUCGACACUGUUAUUUUUGUAAAGCUGCUGUAGCUAUCAUGUCAGCAGAGCCUCUGUACCGAGCUGCAUAUCGACCAGAGACAGAUGUUUUGAGUUGUAGUAUAACUAGAUGGACAUGUGUUUUCCAGACGUCACAGUGUUUGUCAGGCACCACAUAAAACACAAACUCAUCUCAUGGUGAUACAGAGCAGCUACUGCUGAGGCUAUAUCGACCUGUGGCACAUGAUUAACUGUAACACAAUGUGGCUUGUGGAGUUCUUUAAUAUACUUGGUAUUUACAGGCCCAGUUUUAAACACAGAACAGAUUUCUUGGUUAUUAUUUGUCAAAUGGCUAUUAUCUACUUGAGUGGUGCCUCAAAUCAAUAACCUGUGAGAUGGAUCAAAUUUCACGAGUUCUGUAUGAGUUUCAAAUGGUCAUGCUGUAUAAUUUGGACUGCACAUUUAUUCACUAUUGAGGCUAUGCAGAGUCUUCAAAAGUGUUAUUUUGUUUCAAGUGGCAGCAGUCAGUCCCAGCUGGUCAACGAGUGAUUUUUUUAAGAUCUUGUAUGACUGUGAUGUUUUGAAAAAAAAAAUACAGAAGCAGCUAUGUUAAUUAAUGGCAUGGUUAAUUACACACUGUGAACAAAAAGUCUCAGGUUACGAGCUAUUAGUCUGUAGUCUAUUUUGUAAUUUAGUAUUUUUGCCACUUUGAAGGGCUUGGGUUAAGUUAUUCCUUUUUUUGUUUGGUAUUCACAUUACUUGUAUACUUGUAUACUUCAUGUAAAAAUGAAAAUAUUGUUUGAGAUUUGUAUGACACAUUUCAAUAAUAAA
Messenger RNA from Centropristis striata (black sea bass), 4849 nucleotides. It is a transcript of the gene znf217, whose product is annotated as zinc finger protein 217. Gene Ontology annotation, cellular component: nucleus. The record is from RefSeq and is a predicted model, not a curated record. Gene Ontology annotation, molecular function: DNA-binding transcription factor activity, RNA polymerase II-specific; RNA polymerase II cis-regulatory region sequence-specific DNA binding. NCBI's taxonomy places the organism in Eukaryota, Metazoa, Chordata, Actinopteri, Perciformes, Serranidae. Bases 388 to 3294 code for a protein of 968 amino acids. Gene Ontology annotation, biological process: regulation of DNA-templated transcription. The transcript has 5 exons.